CCUGUGUGUAUAAAAGGAGCUGCAGAGUGAGCUGGAUCAGAACUCUUCCUCUCCUCCUGAUCAGAGACAAACUGAGAGUUCAGACUGAACGAUGGACUCUGAAGCCAGUGGGACAAUGGAGGUGGCAGCUCUAGGCCGACCUUUCAGCCUCGGGAUGUUGUACGACUGCCGCAAAGACUCACUUGUCCCUGGAAUGACAUUGUGGGACCGUGGUGACCUGAUAAGUCAUAUUAGUGAAAGACCACAGAAAUAUAAUGGUUUUGAGAUAGUCGCAUCUGAAUCUAUUGCAGAUAAAUCUUCAGCACUAGAUGUUGAAGCCUCUCUGAAGGCCAGUUUCUUCAGUGGACUGGUAGAAGUUGGAGGAUCGGCCAGAUACCUGAAAGACAGUAAGACUUCCAGAAAUCAGGCCAGAGUAACACUCAACUACAGAGCUACAACAAAGUUCCAGGAACUGUCCAUGAAUCAUCUUGGAAGAGCCAACGUGAAGCAUCCGUAUGUCUUUGAUAAAGGAUUAGCUACACAUGUAGUCACAGGUAUUCUUUAUGGGGCACAAGCCUUCUUUGUCUUUGACCGUGAGGUUUCUGGAACAGAAGAUCAUCGAGACAUUCAGGGUAACUUGAAGGUGAUGAUCAAGAAGAUUCCUGGCGUUGUGAUAGAGGGUGAAGGUUCCCUGAAGAUGGAAGACAAGGACAGAGAAAAUGUUGAGAAAUUCUCCUGCAAAUUCCAUGGAGACUUUUCUCUUGAAAAAAAUCCUGUGUCCUUUCAGGAUGCAGUAGAAGUCUACCAAAGUCUGCCAAGACUGUUGGGAACCAACGGAGAAAACGCCGUACCAAUGAAGGUCUGGCUGUUGCCACUGACAAGUUUAGAUUCCUCUGCUGCUAAACUCGUACGUCAGAUAAGUAUAAGAUUAGUUCAAGAAUCACAGAGUGUCCUGGAGGACUUCAGUGAGCUGGAAAUGAGGUGCAAUGAUGCUCUCAGAACCUCCACUGCACAGCAGUUCCCACAGAUUGGCAAAAAGAUUAAGACUUUCAAAGAGAUGUGCUCUGAGUUCAGACUGGAACUCCAAAGAACCUUGGCAAAGAAACUUCCAUCAAUCCGAGGAGGAGGAGAGGAGGAGGCUGUGCUCGCAGAGAUCCUGAAGAAAAGACAUUCUUCUCCUUUCAGCAGCAAAAACCUGAACGAGUGGAUGGACUGUAAAGAGAGAGAAGUCGACACGUUAAAGUCUUUCACCAACAUGAUGACAAACACCAAGAUCGUUCCAUCUCAAAAUCACCUGUACAAAGAAAGUUUUAAUGCAGAGCAUGUGGUGUGUUUUGUCUUCACCUCACUGGGAAGUUCUGAAUCGUACCUCUCAACUUUAUCAAAGUACUUAAGACAAACACCAGACGACCCUCAGCAUGAACAUACUCAAGAUGUAGAGAGGGAACAAUGGUACUCCUCAAAAGAAGUCGCAAAAGCAAUGAGGCAUAAAGCAAAGCUCUUCAGUGAUUUUGCAGAGGCCAACAAGGAGAACAAGAACAUUAAGUUCUUAACAGUGGGUUUAACAAACGAGGCACAGAAAGGUUCAAGCAUCUACCUUUAUAAAGACGGCUUUUCUGUCAACGAGAACUUUGAGCCACCUUCAAAGCCUGAAACAGGAACAGUAAGUGACAUAAACCACAACAGUGUGACUCUGAAGAUUUCUCCUCCCAGAUUUGGAGCAGAGAACAUCACCUCCUACUCUGUUGAGUACUGUGUCAGUGGAGAGGAUGGAUGGAAACAGAAGACAGCAUCAAAAGAUGAAGAAGUCACAGUGAGCGUUCUGAGUCCUGACACAGAGUACAUGUUCAGAUGCAGAGCAGUGACCUCAGCAGGUGUUGGGCCGGCCAAUGAAGUCUCUGGUUCCAUUAAAACCUUACCUUGCAGCCCUCCUGGAAAACCUCGAGUUGAACCAAACUCAAGUGAGAUAUCAGUCAGCUGGGAGAAACCUGCUGAGCUUGGACAAGAUGUCCACAUUCUGAGCUACAUCGUGGAGUACGCCAAAACAGACAACGGGGUGAAAGAGGAAGAUCUCCGAUGGAACCAAAUGAUGUCAACGGCUGAAAAGGCGAUCAUUUCAGGACUUCACUCAGAGGCAGAAUAUGUUGUCAGGGUCAGAUGUGAUUGUGGUGUAGCCGGCAGAAGCAAAGAAAGCAUCACUGUCAAUGUCUGCACAACAACACGUUUAGCAAAAGAUGUGAAUAAAGAUGGAUAUUUUCCCAAAACACAUAAGCGGAUUGCUGAUGCUAUUAAAGCAAAAAGCACACUGAUAACACCCAACACAGGCCCUCUCCCUGUUUAUAUAGUCCCCCUGAAGGAUGAGGACAUCAAUAUAAAGGGGUGCAGAAGUUUCAGUUUUGGGAAGAAGUCCCACCCGACUAAGCCUAAUCGCACCAUAAUGGUCGUCGGAGCAACUGGUGUCGGGAAGAGCACUCUGAUCAAUGGGAUGAUCAAUUACAUUCUAGGUGUGGAAUGGGACGAUUCAUUUCGAUUUAAGUUAGUUGAUGAGGGUCAGGCAACAUCACAAGCUCACAGACAGACUUCUGAAGUCACCGUGUACAAAAUCCACCAUCAGGAAGGCUUUGCAAUAGAUUGCUCACUGACCAUUGUUGACACUCCAGGUUUUGGAGAUACAAGAGGCAUAGCAAGAGACAAGGAGAUCACAGAACAGCUACGUAAUCUCUUCUCUGCCGAGCAUGGUGUCAGAGACAUUGACGCUGUGUGUUUCGUAGCUCAGGCUGCUUUAGCACGACUCACUCCAUCACAGAAAUAUGUGUUUGAUUCAGUGCUCUCAAUCUUUGGCAAAGAUGUGGCAGAAAACAUCAGAAUUCUGGUGACAUUCGCAGACGGCCAGCAACCUCCAGUUCUAGAGGCAAUCAAUGCUUCAGGGGUCCCGUGUCCUAAAACAGAAGGUGGGCUGCCGGUUCACUUCAAAUUCAACAACUCAGCGUUGUUUGCAGACAACAAAUCACCUGCAGCAGACCAGAGUGAGGAUGAUGAAGAUGAAGAUGAUGGAGGCUUUGAUCAGAUGUUUUGGAGCAUGGGGACAAAAAGCAUGAAGAGGUUCUUUGUUGCUUUGAAUGUCAUAGAGACCAAAAGCUUAACAAUGACAAAGGAGGUCCUCAGACAGAGAAAGCAGCUCCAGAAUUCCAUUGAAAGUUUGCAGAAGCAGGUUAAAGUUGGGUUAGCUAAACUUGAACAGAUUAAAGAGACGACUGAAAUACUUAAAACACAUGAGGCAGAGAUCAACAGAAAUAAGGACUUUGAGUUUGAAGUCACAGUCACAAAGCCUUUUCAAGAAGAUAUUUCUAGAACUGGAAUUUACGUCACCAAUUGUCAGACGUGUCAUUUCACCUGCGAUCGUAAUUGUAGCAAGGCAAAUGAUCACGACAAACGCCGCUGUAGUGCAAUGGGAUCAGAUGGAUUCUGUACUCAGUGCCCAGGUAAAUGCUACUGGAAUACACAUUUUAAUCAGAACUACAGAUGGGAGUAUAAGGAAGUUAAGGAAAAACGAACAGUGAGAGAGCUGGAAGAAAAGUACCUGAAAGCCUCAGAGGCUAAGACACCUGUUCAGGCAUUGAUUGAUAAACUGAAGGCUGAAUAUAAACGUGUGCAGGAUGAUGUGGUGGCGUUGACGGAGAAGUCAUCUCAGUGUCUAAACAGACUUGAAGAGAUAGCACUGAAGCCAAAUCCUCUCUACACUCCAGAGUACAUUGACAUGCUCAUUGAGGGGGAGAAAGCUGAGGCCAAGUUAGGCUGGAAGCAACGGGUUGAUCACCUGAUAGCUGUGAGAGAACGAGCUGAGCUCUUGGCUAAAGUAGGCAAAGGAGAGAAUCUCCUCCGUCGUCAAUAAUCUCAUGACGUAAACUAAUUCCAUCCAGACCAAGAUGAGAGCCCGUCUGUACAUAGAAGUUAGGAAUGCACCGAUCGGCCUCUUCCAGGCCCAACACCAAUAUACUUUAAUUAUUCAUACUUAUUCUUGGGCUUUGGGUAUCGGCCGAUGUCGAGUACUGAUGAGAUACCAGCUUUUAAUUAAUAAGAUGUAUGCCUCACUAUGUGGAAGAGACAGAGAUCAUUCUUUUAUGUGUAAGAAUCCAUCAGGUCCGACUUAUACAUUGCUUUAUUAACAAAUAAAUACAGAGAUAUAUAAAAGUACUGGAUUUAUUUUGAAAUCUAAAUAAUACUAACCGAUACCAGACAGGCCCGUUGUCCUCACUAUCGAUCCAGCUAUCUGAGUGAGUAUCAGAUCGAUAUCCGAUAUCAGUAUCUGCAGUGUUUCCCAUUAAUUCCUUAAACCCUGGCGGCCUGCGACACUCUUUAUUUUAGUGCGCCAUAGUUUCAAAAUGAACCAAAUCAUUCUUACUCUUUUUAGUGGAUGGGCCGGCUGGCUCUCUCGAUGCACGUUUUGUCCGUAUCGGUGCACAGAGACGGCCUUUUGUUCGGCUUUAGUUUACUACAGUAUUUGAGUAAACUUUACAUUCCGCGACUGCUAGAACAAGAGACGAGCGCAAAAUAGUUUACAAGAGCACAAAGUUCUUCAUAGACCUGCCUCUUCAUUUCUUUGCUUUCAAAGUACACCAGAGUGAUGCAUUUCAUUAACAUUUUCUUUCGGGGGAGCAUGCCGCUGGGUCGGAGUUCCACCCCCAAGUCUCACAAAAUCCUGUGAGAAACCCAGAUUGGUCUCGGUGCAUCUCUAAUAAAUAUAACAAGAAAUGAUUGUGAGUGAUACUGGGCAAGGCAAAUGGGACCAAAGAACGACCACAUGAGUACAAUGGGACCUGUAGUCCUGGACCUGUGAAAGACAUGCUGAACAGGAGAUUAGAUUAGAUUAGAGAUUAAGUUACAGAAACCGGGGUCCCAACUUCAGCUCUCUCUUCUGUUCUGACAGCCACUGAUGGAAUCAUUUUGGUGUGUUUCUGUUUAGUUGUUUUUAGUUGUUUCAACUCUGGAAACCGAGAGACUGAGACUUAAAUUACUUUGAAGAAGAGAAGCUCAAACAUACAUAUGUGUCGGAUAAAGAGUGAAACUUAUUACAUUUUUGUUUUGUACAAAUCCCCUGCAGGAGUUAUUUUCUAUUUUUGUUCCAUUUACCGAAAAGGAAAACAGAGAUUUACUACUGAGUGUGAAACAUUUUGUUUUAGAGACGUUAACCUGCUGACUCCAUUACCACCAAUGUAAAGAUUCAUUCUGCAGCUGUAUGAACUCAGCAAAACCUGAAUACUGAAAAUGUCGUAGUAUUUUUUUAUUUCCUAUUAUGAUAAUGUAAAUGUGUUCUCAUAAAAAGCUUGUAUUUUGAUCUACUCUGCACCCAGUUUACAUUGUUCAAUACAGGUUUUUAAACAGGAACUUCAGAUUUUUUAUCUUUUUUUCUAUCUAAGUAUACUUCAACAAUUAUAUUCUAAGUGUGUUGAAUUGCAUGUUAUUGUCCUGUAGUAAUUAAUGAAUGAUGGAGAAAUGAUUAAAUGAUUAAGAAAUAAAAUACUGUCUUUUGGCUCUCUGUUGUCCUGAAGAGUCUUUGUGAACUUAAUCGUGUACGUUGUGUGUCCUUGUGCAGCUACAUUUUAAGUCGGCCUUUAAACUGGUGGCAUCAACUUUAAAUCAUCAAAAAUGAUUCGUUAUUUUCAUUGAUAGUUCAAGAUCUUUAGGGCUAGACCUUUAGACCAAACAGUCAAUAAGUUAUUUCAAAUACACAUUGAUUUAUAAAUACAGUCCACAUUGACAGAAGCCAGCUAGAGAUUGAAUCAGAUGAUUCAUGAGAAAGUGUCACUGGUGAUGAUGAAAUCAUAAUGAAAGUUUGUAAAACUUUGUAAAUGUGAUGUUGUGAUGAGUUACUUUUACUAUGACCGUAUAUUGGAGACUGUGUGCUCCGCAGUGGCCAUGAAUCAUAUGUAUUAUGUUCUUGUUUCUGAACUGCACCAAAGUUUAUAUCAAAGAAAACUCCAUUUCCACAUAUUUUGCAGUAACAACCAGUUAACCAGU
Anoplopoma fimbria (sablefish) is the source of this 5997-nucleotide messenger RNA. RefSeq lists its product as uncharacterized. The coding region runs from base 92 to 3871 and encodes 1259 amino acids. Gene Ontology annotation, molecular function: protein binding; GTP binding. The transcript is spliced from 3 exons. The record is from RefSeq and is a predicted model, not a curated record. Lineage: Eukaryota; Metazoa; Chordata; Actinopteri; Perciformes; Anoplopomatidae.